CUGCGCGGGCCCUGGGACGAGCCGAAGGGCGAGGCCGUGGGCGAGCACACCUUCUACCACAGCUACAGGUGCAAGGGCGACGUGUGGGGGUUCCUGGCCGCCACGGGGCAGCAUCCCUGGCCACGGCAGGUGGAGGAGGCCAGGAAGUCCCUGACGGCAAUGGGGAUCCCCUGCGACGACGUGUCCAGUCUCAGCGCAUACUUCGCCGCCCAGCCCUUCGAGGAGCUGCAGUCGAAGCUCAGGGACAAGGGGUUCACGUUUAUCCGCAUCGGCAGCUUCAACGACCUGAACCGCGAGCCCCAGCCCGAGCACAAGACCUUCCGAUUCGUGAAGACGCUCGCCGAGCAGAACCCGUCGGGGCGGGACGUGACCUACUUUGGAAACUCUGUGCGCUCCAGGAACUGGCAGGUCCAGGAGCUGCCCGAGCUGCCCAAGUACGGAAGGGACACGCGCGCCGUCCUCCUGGACGUUUGCGGGCUGCCGCCCCGGAAGGUCGACUGCAUGCUGGCCGGGGGCAAGUCCGCCGCGUCGUCGCUCGGGGCCGUCUUCCCCGACUCCAGCGGGGUCUGGGAGCUGGCCGGCGUCACCGAGAAGGCCUCGUCCCCGCUGAUUCCGGGCAGGUUCUGGUGCGGCAGCGCGGCGGUCGACUCGCACGCGUCCGCGACGCCCGAGGACGUCGCGGAGAGGCUCGCGCUGCAGCUCGCCCAGGAGUACGAGGGCAGGCUGAGGGAGGCCUCCCUGCUCGUGGUGUUCGCCUCCUCCGGAGGGCGGGCCCGGCUCGAGGCCAUCGUGCGGGCGCUGGCGGCGAAGGCCGGCGGCGGCCAGCUCGCCGUGCACGGCGGCCACUCGCAGAGCGGCGUCGCCACGGAGGCUGGCGUCGGCACCGCGGGCGUGGCCGCGUUCGUCGUCGCCGACACGAAGGGCCGCUACGCCUCGGGCGAGUGCAUGGUCGCCCCCGGCGAGGGGGACCCGGAGGCAGGCCGAGUUGCCGGCAAGGCCGCCGCGGAGCAGGCACUGCAGCGGGCCGGGCUGACGGCCGAGAGGCUCAAGGCCGAGCCGCCCGCGUUCGCGCUCUUCGCUUGCUCCGCGGCGGGGAUGGAGGAGCAGGCGCUUCUGGGCAUGCAGGACAUUUUGGGAGAGACGCCCAUUUUCGGAGGCACGUGCGGGGACACGGCCGACGGGGACUUCGUUAUCACGCCAGGGCUGGCGGCCGCUUCGAGCACCGUCUGCGUGACCCUCGCCUGGCCCACCGUGCCAACCUUCACGAGGCUUAGCGCACUGCACUCUGACAUCAUUGCCGAGGGCACGGUGACCAAGGUGAGCAACUUUGGACGGACCAUUGAGACGAUUGAUGGCAAGCCCGCGUUCGACGUUUACAAGACAUGGAGCGAGGCCUCCGGCAGAAGCCCCUCGAGUGGCAUCUCGAUGCACCUGGACCCAGACUCUGCGAUGUACCCCCUGGCCGAGCCCCACAAGGAUGCGUCCGGCGCCCCGUGCUACAAGAUGCUCCUCCCACGGGCGGGAAAGGUUGGCGGCGGGCUGGACCUGUUCACGUCGAUGCAGGACGGCGACAGGGUCGUCAUGAUGAAGUCGACGAAGGACGGGCUGGCCUCCACGAUCGAGCGCUUCACGUCCGGCCACGGGCCCCUGGCCGACAGGAGCGUCUCUGGCGGCCUCUUCACGAUGAGCGCCGCCGUCGCGAGCAUGCUCGGGGAGGAGGGUACGUCCGACGCCGUGGACCGCCUCGUGAGCAACCUGGGGGGCUGCCCCGUGGCGGUGCAGAUCUCCCUUGGGCAGGUGGGGCCGGCCGGCUUCCGGGACCGCACGACGGGCGAGCCCGACGGGUCCGACAACGGCCCGAACAGGCACGGCAACCUGAUGCUGAACAUGCUCCUGUUCGGAUCCCCAGAGCCGUCUAUAGUAGGAGGCAUCUCCUCCAAGGUCGCGGGGACGAUUGGCAGCAUUACGGGGAAGGUAGGCAAGAUAGAUCAGGUAGCAGCUCAGCGCAUUGAAGCCCUUUCAGGUAAGGUGACCAGCUUGGCAGACCAGGUUUCGUCAAAGAUAAAGAUGUGA
Prorocentrum cordatum is the source of this 2073-nucleotide messenger RNA. The record is from the annotation of a GenBank genome assembly. Lineage: Eukaryota; Dinophyceae; Prorocentrales; Prorocentraceae.